CGCCCCGGCUCUCGCACGGAUCCCAGCCGGAGUGACGGGAGGGAUCUCUGGUCGCUCGCGCUUCGCAGCUAUGGCGCCUCGGGGCCGCGCCCAGUCCCCAGUUUGCCGGCUGAGCCUCCGCUCUUGUCUCUGCUCACUCCUGCCCUGAGAACCCGGGCGGCUCCGAGGGAGCGGGGAACGCGGCCGGCGACCGGGACCAUGAGUAGCGGCGGGACCCGCGAGGCGGCUAGCCCGAGGCGGCGCGGCACCUGCUGAGAGAAAAGAGGGAGCGGCCCGGCGCGGCGAGCGGCUGAGGUGCGGCGGAGGCUGGUCCGCGCCUCGGCCAUGUCGCUGCUCUGCGUGCGUGUUAAAAGAGCCAAAUUCCAGGGUUCACCAGAUAAAUUUAACACAUAUGUGACCCUGAAAGUCCAGAACGUGAAGAGCACAACUGUAGCAGUUCGUGGUGAUCAACCUUCCUGGGAGCAAGAUUUCAUGUUUGAGAUCAAUCGUCUUGACCUGGGCCUAAGUGUGGAGGUGUGGAACAAAGGACUGAUAUGGGACACGAUGGUGGGGACUGUGUGGAUCGCACUGAAGACUAUUCGUCAGUCAGAUGAGGAAGGACCUGGGGAGUGGUCUACCCUGGAGGCAGAGACAUUAAUGAAAGAUGAUGAGAUCUGUGGAACUAAAAACCCAACUCCUCAUAAAAUUUUGCUUGAUACAAGAUUUGAAUUACCUUUUGAUAUCCCAGAGGAGGAAGCCAGAUACUGGACCUACAAAUUGGAGCAAAUCAAUGCCUUGGCAGAUGAUAAUGAGGUCACUGGACCUAUUUGGGCUGGGGAGAGCAUCAGACUUUUGAAGACCCUGAUAGUGCUGUUGAUGACCGGGACAGUGACUAUCGCAGUGAGACCAGCAACAGCAUCCCUCCUCCUUACCAUACAACUACCCAGCCCAACGCUUCUGUUCACCAGUUCCCUGUGCCAGUGCGAUUGCCACAGCCGUUGUUUCUUCAGGGCAGUUCCCGGGACUCUUGCAAUGAUUCUAUGCAGAGUUAUGACUUUGAUUAUCCAGAGCGUCGGGCCCUCAGAUAUUCUUGAAGAUUCUACCAGCAGUACUUCUGAAGAACUUCUAUAUUCCCCCAUUUCUGAUGAACAGGAAACCAUGUCACCAACAUGGCAUCCAUCCAAUGUCCAUCAUAUGGGAAACUUUUCUGAAGAAUAUUAUGAGGCAAAUUCAACAUUGCCAUUACAAAGGAUGGGCUGUGAUGUAAAUGCAACUGGAGAUUUGUUCAGAUGCUCCAUGGAAGAUAUGGCCCCUUCCUCUAUCGAGGAACCCAAAGAGAACUUCAUUGACACGAUGGAUGAGCUUCAGUGUUUGGUAGAAACAGUGUCAGAAUAUUUAGAUGAGAAGGAAGAAGAGAUUAAUAGAUUUGGUUCCCUUUCAAAAACUAAAAAAACACAUGAACACAAUACCACUGUUGAUAAUGCAGAACGAAAAACACCUGAGAAUCAAACAUCACCUUUAACUGUUACCCAGAAUUCCAUGGCCAAGGCCAUAUCUUUUCCUGAGCUGAAUGGAGUAAAAUGUGCUGUUGGUUCUUUAUUCAGUUCAUUAACAGAAAAGGUAGGUUCAGGCACAAAGCAUCUUACAACCUCUGUGGAAAAACUGGUUCAUUUAGUUCCAGAGAAAACAGAAAUUCUUAAUCAAACAGAGACAGUUAAUUUGGGAACUAGCCCCAGUGCCGACUCAGUAUUAGAGAAGGAUCUUUCCACACAGUCUUUAUUAUCCUCUCAAACACCUGAUGAUAAGGAUGCUGACAGACAUGGCAAAGCCUCUGAGGAUGAGCACCUGGGUGAAGAGACUAAAGGUGUAAGCUUUCAGGACGGCACAGAAACUAUGAGAAAGAACUGGGCUCCACAGAGUCAAAGUUCCAUUAUGAAGUCUGUUUUCAGCAUGCUGAAUCCAUUAAAGAUAUUUUCUGAGAAAGAAGAAAUCAAACCUGAAGCCCAUAGCAAAGCACCGAGGAAGGAAAGCUUUGUUGUGUGUGCUUCAGAGUCAAAUCAAAGGGAGGGCGUUCUUGACAACCAGAGUAGUCUUGUUGCUGUAAACAGAAAUAAAAGAGAAACUACAGAUCUUCAAAUCCAAGUAAGGGAAGAUUUGCUGUCCUUAAAAGUGACUGAUGAACCUACAAACAUAGCUAGUAGUACAAGUAAGGAACGUGAUUUUGAGAACCUAUUGGAUGGAAAACCUUGUGUAGAUCUUUCUCUGUUACAAGACCAACCAAAACUAAGUGCCAAAGAUACUAGGGAACAUUUUGAUAUAUCUGAUAGUACCCCUGAAAAUCAAGAGCCUUCUGCAAAGUCAUUAGAGGAAGAUAAAGUUACCAGUGAUGAUGAUUUCCUUGAGCCACUCAGAAAAUCAUUUAGUCAGUUUCUGUUUACUUCUCCUGGGACCUGUCAAAAGGAAACUUUGUCUGAAUCUGUAAAAAUUCUUAAGGCUGAGGAAGAUGGACAGAAAAGGGGUGGUAAGAAAGAUGAACAUUCGUUUUCAUUUAGUGGAAAACUACGUAUUCCAUUUUUCAGUGUCCUUAGCCAUUCUGAAAAGCAUCAGAAUGUAAAAGAGAAAGGAAGCAUUUUUCCUUUGUUUAAAUUUCCUUUCACUGACAGCCCCAACACUGCUAAUAACCAGACUUUUCACAGCUCAGUGGCAGUCACUGAUAAAGAGAUCCUACAAGAUAGCCACAUGGACACUAGGCUUAGUUCAGUAAAAUCUAGUCCAUUUCCAGAUAUUCAUAAUGAUCUAGAGAAAUUGGGUAAUACUGAGGAAUUCAAUAACAAUGAGCAAAUAAAUUGUCCUGAAGAUGUUGAACUUAAUUUAGUAAAAUCUAGUUCAUUUUCAAAUAUUCAUAAUGACCUAGAGAAAUUUAAUAGCAUAGACGAAUUUAAUAAGAGUAACCAGAUAUGUUGUUCUGAAGAUGGGAAGUGUAAUACAAUGAGGUCUGACUCACCCUCUAGUAUUAAUAGUGAUUUUGGGAAAUUUGGGAGUUUAGAGGACUUGAGCCCCAACAACCAUGCAGCAGUAGAACAUUGUGGAAGAGCUGACCCUGACAUUAUGCCUAAAGAACACAUAACUUUAGAGCUCUCAGAAGAACUUGAGAAUCUUACACAAAAAGGGACAUUUCCCUUGAUGCCAGACUCUUCACUGGAGCUUAUUUCUGCCAUUUCAAAGCCCAUAUUGGUUAAUGACAUUAAUGAAGACAAAGUUGAAGAUAAACCUUCUAAAAAAGAAACCCAAAGAGUGUUCCCUUCUGACCUUUUAAACAGGUUUACUUCUCAAGAAAACAUACCUAGUCACCAGGAAUUCAAUCUGAAAAAUGGCUGUUCUCAUCACAAGAUUAGUACCUCAAGCCCAUUACUCUAUGGAAUAAUUAAUUUGAUAUCAAGCAGCGGUGCAAAUUAUUAUAAUCCAAAUGAAGCAAAGCUCAUGUCUUUAGAUGACACAAAAUAUUUGGAUGGAAGUAAGCAUUUAUCCACAGAUGAAGUCCUUGUUGAUUCAUGUAUGACUUCUGAGAACCAGAGGAGCCAGGUAGAAAACAAUGAAACUUCUAGUUUCAUAAAAAGUUCUUUAUCGUUAUCUCAAGAAACCAUCCCAUCAUCUAAUGAUUGGGUUGAUAAUCAUCUUUUCCCGCCUGCAUGGAAAAACCAAGAGUGUACAAAACAUUGCCCUUCUUCUGAGAACAUACUCCAUUGUACUGAGCAGGGUCUCUUAGAGAAGUCUUUGGCUAACAGGCCAACACCAAACAAUAUUCUUGAAGCAAAACUUCCCAAAAGAUCAAACAAGUUAAGUUCUCCGGUACUAAAUACUAACAUUUUAAAUUAUCAGGGUUUUGAUGAGAACUAUUUUGAAUGGGAUCUUGAUAUAAAAGAUUUCUCUAAAAACUCCAGAAGACUUCAACCAGUUUAUCAUCUAUUGAAUCAAAGUACAUUCCAAUCAGCAGAUGCUUUCUUGCGGCCUGACUCAGAAAAUCCAGUAAUAAAUUUGUGCCAAAAAGAUCAAAAUGCAAAUAUCUUUGAGUGGGGCACAAAUUCAAACAGUGUCAUUUCGUGUGACUUACCAUAUGAAUCAUCCAACCAGCUAGCAUUUAAUGACGGUUACUUAUUAAGAGGUGAUAUGUGGGCAGCCAGCUCAUUAUACAGAAACUCUGGUUAUCUUCCAGUUAAUGAGACCAAGAAUUCACUAGAAGAAUUGCCCAUUGAUUUAAGUUACUCUUCAGAUUAUGAGAAAAUUAUGUAUUCUCUACUGGAGCAAGAAUCAUUAAGAAUGGAUGAAAACUUUAUCUUUUCAAGUUUUGGUUAUGAGUACCAGGAGUGGUUAUCAUGUCUUGAAAAUGGAGUUUGGUGUCCCUCAGAGGAUGGGAAUUAUGGAUAUUAUAUGUUUCAUGAUGGUCAGUAUAUAUACUCUCUUCUAACGGAUUCCACUGGGCAGUAUGUAUAUUUAUUUAUACCUGAUUACUAUUAUCAUGAAUAUUUGAAGUAUAAUUUACGAACGGAUGAUCUUCCAAGUACUAUGUUAGAUGACAGUAUUAUUUCUGCCCAUAGUCUUGAAGUUCUUAACAAGGAAGAUGAUUUAGUAUGGUAUGUUGAAGAAGAACCAUUUGAAGAUCCUCUUGAUUUAUCUUUAAGCUGGCCAAGAAGUGAGAGGUCAUUGUAUGUAAAUCUAGAAACCUUUUCUCAAGUGCUUGAAUCAAGUUUUGACCAAAGGGAUAAACCAUUAGAUUUUUCAGGCUAUAAUUCUCAAAAAUUUAAAAGAGAUUUUAGAUCUUUUGUAGGGAGACCCUAUGGCUUGGAAGACUUUGAGUGUAUAUUGGAUCUUAGAAACAAACCUGGAGCUGUGAACAAUCAUGUAUUAAAUAGAGGCCAAAUUAUAGAGAGAGAGAUGAAAUGGCCUUUAGAUAAAAUGUCAUCAGCUCACCUUUCCAGGUUCCAUUUGCUUCAGCCAUCUUCUGAAGAAACUCCCUCUUUAAUUCAUCCUGAAAGUAAGACUGAAAGUUCACAAAAAGAAGAAACAUCAUCAGUGAACAAAUUGACACCUGUAUUUUCUGUUUUGGGUGCCUUAAUUAGAAGUACUUUGAAUUUUGACAAGAGUGAAUCUGUAGAAGCUUUGGUCAUGCAGAAAAUAGGUCAGCAGUCAGAGUUAGCUGAGCCCGUAUGUGAUGGUCUUCAGUCAUUAAUCUCAAGAAAGCAAUUGCCAUACAGCUUCACAAAGGACGAAGAAAGUCAGCCUGAGGAUUUGGAGAGGCUGGCGGUAUCCAGUGUUCAGCAGCCAGAGUCCUCUGACAACGCAAGGCAAGAAUUUCCUUUACAUAAAAAUGGGCAUACAGAAAAAGAAAGUUUAUUAAGAUCUGAUUUUCAAGUAAGCCAAACAACCCUUAAAGCUAAAACAAAUGUAGAUGAUGUUAAAGUUACUACAGCAAAGUCUUUUUCAGAUCCUCUUGUACCACAGCUUAAUAGGGAUGAGCAUAAGAACUGUGAGCUUCCGCAGGACCAGUCUUCCAAAGGGUCUGAGAGAACUUUGCCUAAGAGUGCAUUGAAACACCUUCAUUGGGAGGAAGAAUCUUCAGCAAGUACAGUGGCAAAUGAAAAACAGGCAUCUGGAAUUUUGAACCUUUUUAGAACUCAAGUGAAUAAGGAAAAAUCGUCAAACUUGGGAAAGAAUUGUGAUAAAGGUAGAAACAUUUCAUCUCAGGAAAAGAAAGAGUCUUCUGGCAUUCCAAAUUUUUUUGGUACCCUUGGGGAUUUUUUGAAAACCAAUGUGUCUCCCAUACAGACAACUGAAAAUAGGUCUGUCUCUUUAGUGACUGAUGAGCAUGAAGGCAGGUCAAGUCCUAACUCUGUACAUCUAGUGCAUCAGGAUACUGGAAAAUUUCCUCCUGUAUUAGUUUCCUCAAAAAAGGUUAGAAUUAGAAGUCUAAACAAACAGACCACUAUUGAUGACAGUGGACUAAGUGAGUUAUCAACCAGGGAGCUGCAGAGUAAUGAUUUGAAUGAAAAAGAGGUACCUUUCAGAGACCAUCAGGUGCAGCAAUCAGCAAGUCCACCUAUCUUAACAGAUAGUCCCAAAGAGUCUCCCAGAGGCUAUUCAAAAGGAACUGGUGCCAUAUCUGUAGGAAUAGAAGAUCUGAGGAAUAAUGAAAAGUGUUUUGAUGCUCUGAGCAGAAGAAAUACAAAUGAACAGGAUCAUUUUCCUAGCAAAGAAUGCAAAUUUUCAGCUGCUACAUCCCCAUCCCAACGGGAGCUUCCAACCAGAAAGAAUAUAUUUUCUUUCUUAACUGGAUCUGAAAAAUCUGAGAACAAAGCCCCACCAGCUCUCCCAAGGGGAAAAUCUCAAGUAGAAGGACUCUUCACACUUCCUUCCUUUUUCUCCACCACUAAUUUAAGCAUCAAGAAGGGUACCUCUCGAAACAGCUCUGCUUUCAGUUUGUUUAACUUGUCCUUUUUGGAUGAGAAGCAGCAGGCCUCUGAGGAGAAGCAAAGCCUUUCAACUGUUGCUCCAGUGAUGGCCCAACCCUGUAAGCAGCCAGUUGUUUCUGUAGACACUAGAGAUACAAUGAAGGAAGGUUCUAACAGUCAUGAAGAAAGCAUAGUCCAGAAAGUAGUUCACAAAGAGCAAAUGGCUCCUUGUGUAUCCGUUUAUAGCACCACUAAGCUUACAACCUCCUUUUCAGAUGAGCUUGUAGAGGAAACCCAGGGAAAAGUGAGUUCCAGUAAGGAAGAAGCAGAAGGAGCAACUGCUUCUGAUUUUCAAACGAUUCAGUUGCUAGACAACGUUGUUCCCCCUUUACCAGAAUUUCAGGAACAAGCCCUGGGCGUAGCUCCUCAUGAAGAAGAGGCUUCCCAUCAGGAAACCUUCCCCAAGGACUCAGAGGCUAAGCCUUUUCCUCAUGAUAAUGGUUUCAUUGAAAAACUCAAUGAUUUAGAUGUUUGUACUGUACACCAAAAUGAAAGAUUUACCACUGACCCAUUGAAUUUGCCAUUGGAAAAUGCCUCUGAUAGUCUCUCAACACAGACCCUGGAUUCACCUUCUACUUCUCCAGGGCCAGGGCAUGCAGGGCUCCUCUGGAACCCAGAUGCAGAUAAAUCAGAAGACAGAUCUGUAUUAGGCUCCAAAGUAGAAAUGCUCUCAGGGUUUGUGACCAAAGUAAAAUCUUUUUCUGGGUGCUUAAUUGAACAGCCUAAGACUUUUUCUGAACUUUUUUCUACUCCUAAAUCUUCAAAGAAAAAUUCCUUUUUUUCUUUUUCCUCUGAUGCAUCAUCUCAGCCCCUCAAAAGUGAGUUUUUUGGAAUUUUCAGAAGUUCCAAACCAGAGACACAUAAACAAGAGCCAUCUGUGCCUACUUCAUGCCUUCAAAGUGGUUGUUCCAGAGACACUAUAGGAUCAGUACCUCCAGAAAGCUUGCACAGACAAGCUGCCUCUGCAGUACUCAAUUCAGAAUCUUCUCCCAGUGGCUGUAGCAUUACUGUGUUUGGUGCAAAGACAGAAUCAGAUACCUUGACAGAUAACCCUAAACCAACACCUGAAAUGGAGAAAAAUAAUAUUCCUGAAAAUAUUUCAGAACCUCCAGGUUUUGAAGCACUUGCUCCAUCUUCUGUUUCAGAGGAUGAUGCAGGGCAAGGAGUAUUAUCUUGGAGUGAUGAAGGAGACAUGGGGAUGUUGCAGGGCACAGACACAGAGGCAUCAUUGGAAGCAGAACAUAUUUUCCCUCCAACACAGCUCCAGCCAGAUUCUGCCUGUAUUUCUGGAGAGAUUCCCCCUUCAAGCCAACCACUUCCCGAUCCAGAGCCAGAGCUGGAGAUCCAGACAGCUGGCACAAACCAAGAGUCCUUGGGGCUUGCAAGCUUUUCUGUAGAAUCCAGUGCUUCACUGUUUGAUGAGGCAGGAGUCUGUGGGACUACCACACUGGAAACACAAGGGUAUCUUUCUUGUCCUUUGCAAGAGGAACCUGAGUUUUGUGCCAAAGAACAUUCUGGUAUACUUCAUGCCCAAAAAGAUCCACCUGAAGCCCUGCAGGAAACAGAGCAGCCAAGACCUCAUUUUGAGAUUCCAAACAUGGCCAGUUGGGCAAAGUUUCCCUUCCCAUCCACUCCUUCUGACCAUGGGAAGACCAUGAGUUCAAUUUUUAACCCCUCUUGCUCAUCUGGUAACAUGGCAGCAGAAACGGGCUUACUGUCAGGUUUUAAGAAGUUAUCCACUCUGUUUGAAGGCACUAGUGAGGGGAAAGGGGGAAUCCUGGGAAAUGAUCCAAAACUAGUUUUCAGAAAGAAACUGGAUCUUUCAUUUCCUUGGUCAAAAGAAAAUAAAGGAGACUCCAAGCAUAUGCCUACAGAAUCUUCUCCUCCAGUUUUGGUUGUUAGCAGGGAUCAGGACCUUAUUGCCAGCAAGGCAAACCAAGUUUUGGAGUCUUCUCAAAUACCUAGUGCUAGUCCUGAGCCAGCUGGCAUAUGUGCUCAGCCCUCUAGGACCACUGAACAGUUGGAGGUCAAGCCAAAUGACUUUGCUCAUGGGCUUUCAAGAUAUGGUGAAGUUGAAAGGCAGCUGGAGAUCCCAGCAUCUGAAGAACACCGGGGUGCAAACAGCGAUCUAUCUGGAUCUACUUGUCCUUCAGAGACAUACAAGGAAGAGCUCUGCACUAUCUCUGGGCUGCUUCAGCCGGAAAAGCAAGAAGAGAUGCCUGCUAGCACUGGCUCUGUUCUGAAUGUGGGACAGCUAGUCAUUCUGGAGGAUGUCAAGGAACCAGUGACCAACAAAAGGCCUGUUCUCAACCCAGGCAUCAUAAAUGGUUUUAAGGAAUUGACCAUUUAUGAUGCAGAUGUCUAGUGGUAGACUAUCAUAGCUUCCUUUUUGUCCAUCCUGUGUCUUUCCUAGCACCUGAGUUUCAUGCUGUUUAGGGGUUAAGUGACAAAAACUAAUGUGUGGCAUUUUUCUAGUGCCAAAUUCAAUUAGUGAUCAAGGAGCAACUAGCAUAAAGGAAAGAAUAUUUGCAUAGUCUGGUUUAUUUUGCCUUUUAUCAAGUGGAAUGGAGAGGACAGGAAGAGGCAGUGAGUAUUUAAGUGGUAUUAUUAUAAGUAUAUAAUCAGAUAGGAUGCUUUCUUGGGUCUUAGACACUUAUAGUAGUUGGGAAUAGUUGUGGUUUUCUUGUUUUGUUUUUUUCUAAGUCUUCUAAGGCGUCUCCUUAGUGGCUGUGAGGGUAUAAAGUAAAAUACAAAGUGCAAAGGAUGAUUUAGGAUUAUAUGUAUUCCUAUUCCAGAUGGAUUUGUAAAACUUCUAGGGUCAUAUAAGCUAUCACAGUGCUCUGGAUAGUUAUAACAAAGGAUAACCCUGGGUUGCCAUGAUACUUUACUCAAAGCUGUAGUUCUUAUGCUGCUGUUCUUUCAUCUGGAGUGCUGAACAAGGUCCAUCUGUAGAGGUUGCUGCUAUUGCCUCUGAGCGUAAGCACUGCAAGUUUAGUUUAGGAAUGUUACUUUGACCUCUGACCCAGACAUAUCCAAAACAUUAGAUCUACUUAGACUGAUGAAGAGUCAGAGAGAGCACAUUUAUCUACUGAGAACCCUGACCUGAUACACAUUCUGCUAAUAUGUACUGAAGAAUCAGAAAUCUGCCUGAAAAUAGCAGGUAACUGAGAAUACUCAUAGGAAAAAUCUCUUUGGAAAACAACAAUUCUUUUAAUCUGACCAGAGGUAAAUAUAAGACCUCAAGUUAAAGACUUGACUCUAGAAAAAAACAAAACCAAUUCUCUUUGCAUAAAAGCUUUCCAGCAGGAUACCUACUAGUAAGAAAACCAGAACUCAACUUGGGAUUGAAAUGUCCAAAUGGGCUGACCUUGUCUCACUCAUUUCCAAGUCCAUCCGUCUUCAUUAAGACUGAAUCCAUUGGAAGAUGAGCUUUAUAGUUCUAGGGAGUAUCUUGAUAAUGUUCUUGACAGUCAUAAUCACAGUUAUUCUCAGCUACAACUUCUAACUCUCAUAGCAGGGAACACUUCUUUCUGUACAUGGGAAUUCAGGUGAUGGAGCAAGGACUGAACUGGCCUCACUUGAUAGAUUAGUCCUGAUUUUAGGGAGUAGGACUUAGUUCACUUUAUGUAUGACUGAGUCUUGACCCAAGACAGACUCAGCUACAGAUGGAUGGAUUUAUCUUAGGGAUAUUCCUCAUGCCACUAAUGAUGUCACUAUUGCAUUUGUGUUGGUGAAACCUAGGGAAUUCCCCCGCAGAAUUUCUUAAUCCUGGUCUUCAUCUCCUAGUGACUUCCAUAGUUUAUCCUGCAGCCUAUAGGAACAUGCCCCUGUGCUGUGCUGAAGCCCAGGCGCACACACUGUAAUUGCAGAGGAAGUAGUAAGGACUUCUUUUAUUAACUAAUAGAAGGGAGUGGAGCUUAUUUACUGCACUUUACUAUGUAGAAUUUGGGAGACUUUAGUCACAGCCACUGGGAAACUUUCUUUAGAAGGCGGAGUAAAGAGUUUCAUAAAUAAGCAGCAGGCCAUUUUACUCUUUCUUCAUUCUACUGACAGGUAGCAAUUAGGUAAAAUAUUCUUUGAAGUCAGGACUGAAGUCAUAGUUGAAGUGGUGUCAGCAAGUUUAGUAUGUUGUCUUUUGUCCCCUUUGUGAUUGUGCUGAAUGACUAGAACAAUUUUUCUAGAUUCAAAUGUUUGCCCUUGCUUCCUAGGAAUCUAUUUGUGCUUAUUUGUGCUUUAUCAAUUAUUAGUUCCCAGGUGUGUCUAUAUUUGUGGUCUGGUCCUCAGUUUGCAUUUAUUUACUAGUUUUCUUUUCAU
This is a messenger RNA of Mesocricetus auratus (golden hamster), 10799 nucleotides long. It is a transcript of the gene Unc13b, whose product is annotated as unc-13 homolog B. The record is from RefSeq and is a predicted model, not a curated record. NCBI's taxonomy places the organism in Eukaryota, Metazoa, Chordata, Mammalia, Rodentia, Cricetidae. The coding region runs from base 325 to 8850 and encodes 2841 amino acids. The transcript is spliced from 9 exons. Gene Ontology annotation, biological process: presynaptic dense core vesicle exocytosis; neuromuscular junction development; dense core granule priming. Gene Ontology annotation, cellular component: presynaptic membrane; terminal bouton; neuromuscular junction. Gene Ontology annotation, molecular function: phospholipid binding; calmodulin binding; syntaxin-1 binding.